Messenger RNA from Procambarus clarkii (red swamp crayfish), 420 nucleotides. Lineage: Eukaryota; Metazoa; Arthropoda; Malacostraca; Decapoda; Cambaridae. The record is from RefSeq and is a predicted model, not a curated record.
AUGAACGGUACUGUCCAGAUGGCUGGGAACAGAACGGCGACCACUGCUACCUGUUCAGUACUCAGGAGAUGACGUGGACAGCCGCCUCCUCUGCCUGCUCCUCCCAAAACGCCAAGCUCGUCUCCAUCCACACCUGGACAGAACAAGAUUUCGUACACAACCGCCAGGGAGGAGGAAGUUGGCUUGGCUUGAAUGAACGCCAGUCUCCAGACGCUUGGCGCUGGAGCGACGGUUCCAGCCUCACGAUCACCAACUGGAAUGUGGGUGAACCCUCUGGCAACGAGAACUGCGUCCAGAUGCUGGAAGAUACAGGCAAAUGGAACGACUUUCCUUGCGACCAAACGUUACCGUACACAUGCAAGAUGGCGGCCUCCACCACCCCCAUCGGCACCAUCACCACCACCACAGCCCAGCCAGACA